AUGGAUGUAUCCUUCCGUGAAGCUGAACCAUAUUAUUCUAAAGGACUUCCAACCACUACUUUUCAGGGGGAGAAUUUUAGUCAAGGAAAUGUGUUGCCAGAAGGUGGCAAUGAUGAUGGCAAUAAUGAGUUUUUUAAACUAGAAGAAAUAAUUGAGAGGCUUACCAACAAUAGUACACUUGAGGAGUUACCAGGGGGGACAAACAAUGUUUUAGAACUAGAAGCAGUAACUGAAAUGCUUGGAAGAAGUCACACUCGUGAGGGGUCACCAAUAAAUAUCGAGUUGCCUCUAUUAACACCAUUACCUAAUGAAUUCACUCAGAAUGUUGAACCUCAGGAACUCUUAAAUCCCAUAUCUAAUGAGUCCAAUGUUAUUUCUGAUAAAACUCUUGUCUCUCUUGAAAGUUUAGUUCCAAGAUAUUCACAAAGAUCAAAUAAAGGAAAGAGGACAAUUGGUUGUCGAUGGGUAUUCACUGUGAAACUCAAAGCAGAUGGUAACAUUGACAGAUAUAAAGCACGGUUGGUUGCUAAGAGGUAUACACAGAAAUACAGGGUGGAUUACCAAGAGACUUUUGCACUAGUGGUUAAGCUUGACACAAUACGCAUUCUUCUGCCUCUAGCAGAAUAUCAGGAGUGA
Populus euphratica (Euphrates poplar) is the source of this 636-nucleotide messenger RNA. RefSeq lists its product as uncharacterized. The coding region runs from base 1 to 636 and encodes 211 amino acids. NCBI's taxonomy places the organism in Eukaryota, Viridiplantae, Streptophyta, Magnoliopsida, Malpighiales, Salicaceae. The transcript has 2 exons. The record is from RefSeq and is a predicted model, not a curated record.